Peronospora matthiolae is the source of this 1554-nucleotide messenger RNA. NCBI's taxonomy places the organism in Eukaryota, Oomycota, Peronosporomycetes, Peronosporales, Peronosporaceae. The record is from the annotation of a GenBank genome assembly.
AUGCCCAUGCCUCAUAUCAAGGGCCCGUUCUUCACGCUGGAAGAUGCGAAAACAUCCUUUAAUCUUUUCUGUUGCGUCUGCGGCAUCGGAUCGCUGGCCAUGCCGUCCAAUUACGCUCGUGCCGGUCCCGUAUUCGCCACCGGGGCUCUCUGUUUCAUGAUCUUUGCCAACACGUACGCCACGCUCAAGCUGUCCAAAGUGAUGCUCGUGGCACCCUCCUCAGUGCGGACGUACGGUGACUUGGGCGAGUGGGCCCUGGGCAAAUGGGGCCGUUUCUUCACGGUAGCUUCGCAAAUGGGUGUGUGCCUCCUUGUCCCCAUUGCAUUCCUCAUACUUGGUAGUACGAUGCUGGAAGUGCUGUUUCCAGACUCGUUCAGUCAGAUCUUCUGGAUCAUCUUCAUGGCUCUUAUGGUUGCCCCCGUGUGUUUGAUUCCGACACUAAAGGAGAGUUCCGGUAUGGCCUUCGCCGGUUGUCUCGGCACGAUCAUUGCUGAUGUCAUUGCCGUGUCUGUCUUGCAGUGGAACAUGCGCGGCCACACCUCCGCCCCUUCUCCUGCGAUUUCGGCUCAUCAGGUCUUGACAUGUUUUGGAAACCUCGCACUGGCCUACGGCGCUGCAAUUGUCGUCCCUGAUCUCCAACGUGAACACUCGCAGCCGCAGCGUAUGCCUCGUGUCGUGUUGAUUACGAUCCUGUUCAUCUCGGCGCUCUUCAUUGUCAUGGCGCUGGCUGGCUACACUGCAGGUGGCUGCCAAUUGUCCGGCAACAUCCUCUACUCGAUCGUGAACACGUCGGACCCUCUUGGUUUGGCUCCUCUCGGCUUCAGUGCCGACCGUGGCGCCGUGGUGAUGGCGUAUUUGUUCAUGCAGAUCCACAUCUCCAUCGCUUUCUCGACGCUCAUGAUGCCACCGUUUUUUAUCGCCGAGCGGCUGAUUCUCGGCAUGCACAAGAGUCCCGAUGUGGUUCAAUACAACGGAGAGCUCCUAGACCAGAUGAUCGCCGAGAUGGAUCCCGAGGCGCAGGAGAAGCGCUCGUACAUGCAGAGCUCGACGCCUGUGGACAUGACUCACUCCCGUCAAGUGUCGGUCGCCAGUCUCGCCGAGAAAGAAUCAGGACGGAUGUCACACUUGCGGGUCGCGCUGGAGUUCGGCGGCAUCACAGCAGAAGAAGUGAAUGCGCCGUACCGCAAGAACCCGCUGCGCUAUGUGGCUCUGCGGCUCACGAUCGUUGGAAUUCUGGUGGUCAUUGCUGUGCUGGCACGCAAGCGCUUUAUCGACCUCCAGGACUUCACGGGUGCCACUGCCCACACGAUGAGCUGUUUGCUAUUACCAGUGAUCAUCUACUGGCGAGUAUGCUGGAAGUCCAUGUCUAUUUGGGAUAAGGGGGCGUCCAUGGUGGUCAUUGUCGUCUGCGCCUUUGCGGGUUCGUAUGUGAUGAUUGAUGCUGGCAAGCACCUGUUUACGCCCACGGACGACCCCACGCUGUUCCCGUACUGUGACGCGGAGUUCCAGGACGAACCGUACUAUAUCCGUAACAACACCAGCAGCAGCAACUAA